UCUCUAGGAUUGUUACCUAACUACUGACUGUGGCCGAGGCCGAGUGCUGAGAGGUCACCCAGUUCUCGAUUAAUUCGUUCGUAAUUAUGGAGAAUCUGAAGAAUUUGAUUGAUUUGAAGAAAUUCGGGAAUUAUCCGGAGGGAUACGACCCCGCCAGACACGGACCCUACGACCCAUCGAGAUAUUAUGGAAAACCUGAUACUCCCUUCGGAGAAGUGAAACUGGGAGAACUCCCAGCUUGGAUUUCUAGACGAGAGAAAGGACCACGACAGUUCUUAGGAUUAUGCUCCAGAGCAUUCUGGCGCUGGCAAAUGAAGUACAUUCACCCACGCAAGGCGAACAUGGCACCAAUUUGGCAAUUGUGUGCCGGAGGCAUGAUAUUAUUCUAUUCCCUUAACUAUCAGCGUCUCAGGGGACACAGGAAUUACGUGUAUCACUAAACGAACGAGUUUCGGAAGCUGUUAGUU
Molecule: messenger RNA, 467 nt
Organism: Ceratina calcarata
Lineage: Eukaryota; Metazoa; Arthropoda; Insecta; Hymenoptera; Apidae
Product: putative ATP synthase subunit f, mitochondrial
Exons: 4
Coding region: 87-440 (117 amino acids)
Biological process (GO): proton motive force-driven mitochondrial ATP synthesis
Cellular component (GO): proton-transporting ATP synthase complex
Molecular function (GO): proton-transporting ATP synthase activity, rotational mechanism
Source: RefSeq, a predicted model, not a curated record